CGGGGCAGAUCCAGCAGAUCCAGUCUGGCCACGCGCUGGCUAAAACCCUCUGCACGUCCACACUGGCCUGACGUUGUCUCACUGGCUGAUCCCCUCUGCGCCUACACUGCCGCAACGCUCGACGACAGCGUCUCCGUCUGCGCAUCAUCAACCCCGCCAGUAGUGAGAGAUAGAGAAGAGGGCUACUUGAAAACCUGCAUCAACAUCGCCGGUCCGAUUGAAUGCGACCCAUGACCUGAAUGUCGACGAGCUUUCAUCUCUCAUCCGCGCGCCGCCGUGAGCGCCCGUGCAAGCCGCAGCCUUCAAUAUGUCCAACGAUCCCACAGCACGCAGGCUGCUCCCGCAAACUUCGCAGAUGAACAGCUUCUCCUUUGCGCCGCAAGCCUACCAACAGCCCCCGCGUGAAACGCAAAAAAAUUAUGUGUUUGUUGACGAGCACAACCGCCACAAGCGGCUGAAGGUGAUGAGAGCAUGUGAGGGUUGUCGAAGGAGGAAAAUCAAAUGCGAUGCAGCAACGACGAACACAUGGCCCUGCUCCGCAUGUAUCCGUCUGAAGCUGCACUGUGUUCGUCCGAACGGAUUCGAUGGGUCUGACUCCCAAGUCUACGAACCAUCUCGAUCUCAGUUUGAGAGUACGCAAGUUCCGGACAGCUUCAGGCCGCAGUUAUCGCUUCAGGACCAGCAGCUUCCUGCUCAUGCGCCAAAGCCGGGACCCGUCUACGCGCAACAGACAUCCUACCAAGAUGCCUCGGGCCUUUUCCACCCGGUUCAGUACGGGGAUCCGCAGCCUGUGCCUCACGACCUUCAAUACGCCCCCGUACACCAUCACCCUGCUGGCAUCGUCGACCAGCACUACACGACGCAGCCCCACUCGUUUCCGACUCCUCCGCUACAACACGCUCCCAACCCCGCGUCUCCUGCAGACACGUUCCAAUCUGAGUACGGGCAGCAGGACCUGGCGGAUCUCCUGGGUUCGCUGAAGGUCAAUGAGGCGGGGACGGCGCCCUACCUCAACAGCAAGAUGCGGUCCACCAGAGACGAGGAGCCGGCAUUGGAAGGAGACGAGUACGAAACCCCGCUGCCCCCGCUAACGACAGGCCCGGGCUCCAAGAUCCGUAUUCCGCCAGAGCUGAUGCCGGACGACGACACGGUUCUUCACUAUCUCGAUCUGUAUUUUGUCAAUGCUCAUCCGUACGUGCCGGUCUUGGACAAGGCGUACUUCUACCAUCAGUGGCACAACAACAGGGAGUCCAUCUCGCCGCUCCUUCUCGAAGCAAUAUUUGCCAUUGCCGGCCGUCUGGCGGAUGAACCUGCACAGGGCCAGCAAUGGCUCGCACUCGCUACACGGCAUGCCGACUCGUUCAUGGAUGUGCCAAGACUGAGUACGCUCCAGGCACUGAUGAUCCUGCUGAAGGCGAGGGAGUCAGCGCCUAAGAAGGGCUACUACUACAGGUCGUGGAUGAGCAUCGUGCAGUGUGUUCAGUUGGGCAAGGAUCUGGGGUUGGACGAACACUUCGCCGAACACCAGGCCGGCAAAUCUUGCGGCGCAAGCCAGGCGGAGUGUGGACUGAAGACGAGGAUCUGGCAAACUCUAUUUGUGGUUGAGUUGAUGGUUGGCUCCCCGCAGGGACGGACCGAUUUCCAGAUCGAAGAAGAGUCUGUCGAUUUCAACGUCCCGAGGCCACUGCCGAACGCUGACGAGUCCGAGUACCUCGUCUCCCGGAACUUCACCUAUUUCGCCAAAGUAGUCCGCGCUGUUGGCCGGAUGGCGAGAACCUAUGGGCGGCUGAAGAAAAGCAAGGACUGGGGGGUGGACCCCGAGUUCCUCCAGCUCGACCCGGCUCUGAAUGCCUGGUUAGCCGGACUCCCCGCGGACUUGACCGUCAGCUAUCCUGCGGAUGGGUCGCCGCCCUGGUUGCCGUCUGCCUUCGUCGGCAACCUCCACUCGUAUUACUACCUAACGAUCAUCCUAUACAACAGGCCGCAACUAGCAGUCCUUUCGCCAUCAGGGCCGGGCGGACAAUGGAAACGGCACAUGAUGGUGUCGUACAACGCGGCCAAGAUGACGUGCAGGCUCCAGGAGGCAGUGAUGAGCCAGUUCGGACUAAACGGGCUCCAGUGUAUGCAGCGGGGGAUCAAUUUCACCAUCUAUGUGAUCUUGGGCUGCAUUGUCCUACAUCUAGUUGCGAUAACCUCACCGGAUCCAGACCUGAACUCGGAAGCCCGGGAGUACUUUACGCGCCACAUGAGGAUCCUGGAGAAGUGCAUGUCGGCGUGGCCCAUGCCCGACAUGCAGAAGCAGAUCGACUCGGUCCGGGAGGCCUUCUCAGCCGAUAUCAGGAAGCCGUUCGUCCUGAAGCCGAGCUUCCCCUACGGUAGCCCGCACUCGGCAACACACCCUAGCCCGCCUGGUCGACAGCUGGACACGCAGAUACCGCACUCGCAAGUUAGUAGUUACACCAACCACCAUCCCCUCACGCCUGUCUCGGCCGGCCCACUGGAUAGCAAGGAUGAUUCGCCUGUCGUGCAAACGCUAACCACGAUGGCAUCCGCCCGUCACGUGUCUCAGGCCUCGGGCGUGACGCAGACGUUACCACCGGCCGAGGCGCCCGCCUGGAACCCGUCGCGAAUCUUUGACCAGUGGAACACGUCGUUUGGCGCGCCACAGAUCCAUUCAUCGCCGUCGUCGGAAACGGCCCAACCCAGCUCCCUGGGCCCCGGCUCCUCCGUGCCCCUGACAGCGCCGAUGCUGCACGACAGUUACGCCGCGCAGGGCCAGUAUCGGACAGGAUCGCAGAUGCCGGCCGCGCAGUACCCGACCGCGCCCGUGCAGACCUUCGUUACCCCCGCGAUGUGGCAGGAAUCCGUGGCGAGCGUCUACGAGGGCGGGCUCAAGCGCGCGUGGGAUUAUGAUGGACACGGGCACAUGCCCGUGAAACGCCAUUGACGAAAAGAAGCUAAGGUCCGCCCUUCUUGAAGACCACGGCCAUUGUGGAGAAUCUCUCUCCUUCCCUUUUUUGGAUUCUCCCCG
Messenger RNA from Chaetomium strumarium, 3031 nucleotides. RefSeq lists its product as uncharacterized. Bases 308 to 2947 code for a protein of 879 amino acids. The record is from RefSeq and is a predicted model, not a curated record. NCBI's taxonomy places the organism in Eukaryota, Fungi, Ascomycota, Sordariomycetes, Sordariales, Chaetomiaceae. Gene Ontology annotation, molecular function: zinc ion binding; DNA-binding transcription factor activity, RNA polymerase II-specific; DNA binding. The transcript is spliced from 7 exons. Gene Ontology annotation, biological process: DNA-templated transcription; regulation of DNA-templated transcription.